AUGGCAGGUCGGUGGUCUGAUGAGGUGAUGGACUGUCGUGAUGUGAUGACUCUAAGAAGUGAGUUCGGCUCAAACAAGCACGCUCUAGGCAAAGUGGACAAAACGUUUCUUGGCACCUACUUAUUCUCAAAUUUCCACGGGCUCUUAAGCAGGAUUAGUGACAUUUUUCAAGCCCUGCCGCCGUUCUCACAUGCGCUCGGUGGUGGAAGGACCCUGAAGAGAAGCUAUUGCUCGUGUGUACGAUCUAGGUGUCCCGGCUGGCUGCAUUUCCCGCAUGAGGCGAAAAUCCUGAAGGCCCAGGGCAGUAGCAAGCAUCAAAGUAGAGUCUCAUCUCAAGUCACACAUGUCUCCAUCUGGACCGCACGGAUGGCAGAGGAAGCUUUCGAAGGCAUCGUAACAUCUCUUUACUGGCCAAAUCGAUGCUGGAACCUCGCGGUAAACAGCCUCUCAGUAGCCACGAGCGACCGACCUCUCAACAGACAAAUUAACUCAACAACUUACACACGGGACGAGGAGCAGCGUGAAUCUCGAAUAAAAAUAGACUUUGAUGUGCCUCCCUUAGCUGCGUCUCGAAUAUCAUAUGACAUCGGCUUUACUGCCCACGUCCUUGUCAACGGUCGCAGACUACGCGCCAACUCUGGCCCUUCACGAGAGCCAGCAAGCCGCAAGACGCGUCAUGGUAGACACACGCCACAGAACCUUCGAGGAGAACGAUUCCUAUCAUUAUUAGGACGGGCUGUCUCUUCCAAGGCAUUCCAACCACGACUUGAACCUGCAGCGGCGCCCGAUGCAAGACACCUGCUGAUCGUUUGCUCCACGUUCUGGCUAAGAAACGAAAUCCUGACUAUCGUAUGUCCGCAGACCGAAGACGCCCUCUGGCCGGCAAGCAUCACAGACGAUCAUGUGAGACAGGAUGGCCUGAAGCAGAGAAGUUCAAUCCAAGAUCCACAGCCAAUCAGCCAGAACCUCACUACUUCACAGUCCCUGCAUACCACCUUAACCUCAGUUGGUAUAUCAGCGAAAGAUCCCGUAAUUUUCGGGCUUGGACAGGCUAUCAUAGCCGAAGCAGAACCUUAUGCCUCACCCACCCUGCCGGGCCGUGAGGUGUGUCCACCUCUUGCGACGCAUGUGACGCCACGAAAGACUGCAAAGCUUGCAUUGUUGGUCAGGCUCGCGAAUGCAACAACAAAAGUCAGUCGGAUCCCGCCCUGGCAUAACAAGAGCCUCAGGCGCGAUUGGGAAGAUGGCAUUCUUUGUGAUUGUGUAACGAGCACAGCCGGCAGAACCCACGCAUCACUCUUCGACGGAAGGCGAUCUUUUCCCUGUCCCUCUCCAGACGCAGCAGCAGCUGAAUCUGAUGCGAACAAGAACAUAGUUCAAGCUUGGAUACUGCAAAUUGAGAAAGAUGCGAGCGGAGAUGGCGCAUUGUCAGCCUCGUCUAUGGACGGCAGAAUCGAUCAUUGCUUGGUCGAACCUAGCCCGUUUCCAAUAUGGCACGAGAUCUAG
Molecule: messenger RNA, 1506 nt
Organism: Pseudocercospora fijiensis CIRAD86
Lineage: Eukaryota; Fungi; Ascomycota; Dothideomycetes; Mycosphaerellales; Mycosphaerellaceae
Exons: 21
Coding region: 1-1506 (501 amino acids)
Source: RefSeq, a predicted model, not a curated record